This is a messenger RNA of Ilex paraguariensis (yerba mate), 742 nucleotides long. Lineage: Eukaryota; Viridiplantae; Streptophyta; Magnoliopsida; Aquifoliales; Aquifoliaceae. The record is from the annotation of a GenBank genome assembly.
CAUUUGUCCGGUAUAUUAAUGAGUUUAUAUAACUGCCGUGUUAGAAGUAAAUAAAUCUUAGUCCCUAUUUUCGGUCCAAACUGGACCGAAACUGUGACAAUCCCUCUUCCUUCCCUUGGUUUUCCUAUAAGAGUAAUAGCGUGAUUUGUUGAAAGACACCAAGUAUUGAAAUCAAGAAAGAACACAUACACACACAUACACCCCAAAACAUAGUUAUACAUGGAGGCAUACCAAAAGAUUGCAAUUUUGGUUAUUUUGUUGGUAGCCAAUGCCAACAAUCUUCAAGUGUGCUAUGCUCAAACCAUCUGCAACAUGUCCGGGGCGGAUCUCAUGGCAUGCAAGCCGUCGGUGACGCCUCCGAAUCCGACCCCACCAUCGCCGCAGUGUUGCUCGGGACUUUCGCGUGCUGACUUGCGCUGCCUUUGCUCCUACAAGAACUCAAAGCUCUUGCGUUCCCUUAAAAUUGAUCCAAACCUUGCUUUGCAGCUCCCUGAUAAGUGCAAGCUUCCUCACCCAGCCCAGUGCUAGAAUAUUGGGCAACCAUCUGCUAUGGUGAAGUGAUAAACUGUUGAACUCUUACUACUCUAUCUAGUUAUGUUAUAAGGAAUUAUGGUGUCGAGUUCGGCACCACAAUUAAGGUUUCUAAGUUCCCUUUUGUUAUGUAAUGAUGCACUUGUGCCUAUGGCCUAUAAACCUGUACUACACUAUAUAUGAAUCACUCUCUUUCUCUCUCUCUCUCUCU